Molecule: messenger RNA, 1380 nt
Organism: Aspergillus ruber CBS 135680
Lineage: Eukaryota; Fungi; Ascomycota; Eurotiomycetes; Eurotiales; Aspergillaceae
Exons: 1
Coding region: 1-1380 (459 amino acids)
Biological process (GO): UMP biosynthetic process; pyrimidine nucleobase biosynthetic process
Molecular function (GO): orotidine-5'-phosphate decarboxylase activity; orotate phosphoribosyltransferase activity
Source: RefSeq, a predicted model, not a curated record
AUGGAAUCACCAUUGUCCGACUCGUUCACCUUUCCCGGGAAUCGCUUAACCUCCUACCUUCAGACCUUGACUGAAACCAAGAAGGGCCUCCCCCAUGGCAUUCCUGUCUGUGUCUGUGCCUCUCACACUAUCACCACCACAAAUGCCCUGGUCCAGCUGGCAUCGUCCAUUGGUCCUCACGUUGCUAUUUUGAAGGUCUUUGCCGACAUUAUUGACGACUGGUCCGAUGACACGGUCCGUCAAUUGAUCGCAUUGGCCAAGCAGCACGCCUUCCUAGUCUGGGAAGGAGGUCGCAUUCUCAACUCGACUGUCGACGUUACUGGCACUUCGGAGUCGAAAGAAGUGAGAAAUGAAUUGGUGGAUUUGGUCCGGAGGAAAUACACCAAGGGCGUGGUUAAGACCGCUGCUUGGGCGGGGAUUGCGACCGCUUGGGCGUCUGGUGUUGGCGAGGACAACCAGGAAGCCGACAUUUUGAUUCCGGCCCUGAAAGCGGCCGCACGGGAAACUGUUGCCAAUACUACACAAACUAUCCGGACAGAAAUUACGGCUGAAAAUUCGCCGAAUGGCCGUCCGGGCCACGAUAACACGGAGGAUGACCCGCAGCAUCUCACCUCCGAUUACGUGGUCGUCGAUGACGAGAACCUGGGCUUACCACCACGGAAAGCCUCCACAAUCUCUCUUACUCAGACUAUCACACAACACACUGAAGACUCGACAGAAGACUUUACUUCGCUCAAGUCCGACAAGUCUGAUAUGGGAGACCACCUUUCUGUAAAUGGUGGGCAGAAGCGACCAUCCAUCACCCCAGAUGACGAUGCGAUUCCUCCCCCUCCACUCUUGGCGCGUGGCUUAGUGCUGUGCUUGCCUUCUGAAUAUACCGAUGCUUUUACUCCAGACUACAGAAGAAGUUGCAUAGCUGCUGCUCGGGCCAACCAAGAUUUCGUCAUUGGAUUUUUGUCGGCAGGGCAAUGGCAUCUUGUGUCUCAACAAGAGGACCUUCUGGAUAUGGACAUGCCUGAAUAUAACAACGACUUGAUUCAAGAACAGCAGCCGGUCAAUAACUGGGAUGAGGAUAAGCCCUAUCACCUUGCUGUGUUCUCGACCAUCUCCCACCGACUCAACCAAAUGCAUGGCAAGCACUUUGAGGAUUACAACAGCGAAGAUGGGGACAACGAGCCUUGGAGCCCUACUACGCCUGUUGUCAAUACCUCGUCUGCAGACGUGUUCAACCCGUUGUCAACGAAACUCGAAUCGAUCGUUGGACAAGCGUUGAAACUGCGAGAUGCUAUCCACGAUGACGACGAGUUGACAAAUGAGCAAACGAACGACACAAGGAAAUCACCCAGGGUUAUGCACAUUCCUAUUGUGUCAUUACCUUGA